Molecule: messenger RNA, 495 nt
Organism: Prorocentrum cordatum
Lineage: Eukaryota; Dinophyceae; Prorocentrales; Prorocentraceae
Source: the annotation of a GenBank genome assembly
GGAACCGGCGCCGGCGGCCUGGAGAUGAGGUCUAUCGCUGGCGGCGUCGCAGCUUAUUUCCAGAGCAUGAAUUACACCAUGCAGGAUUCGCCACAGAAGGGCAAGAUCCGCUUCGUCGGGAAUUUGCAGGGCUCCGUCAGCCAGGCGCUCUACCUCACCUUCGUGCUGUUCGGCGCCUUCGCCUCCGCCGGCAUCGUGCUGCAGGCGUUGUUCCCCAAGGGGCCGCUGGACCUCGGGCCGAACUUCUUCUUCCUGCCCUGCCUGCUCAGCCCAGGCGCGGGCUGGUACUACUGGGGCCGCGCCUUCCGCCGGGACAUCGUCGAGCUGCAGCUCGAGAUGUCGGACGACCUGACGACGACCACGCUCACGGUGCUGGGGAACCAGGAGACCAUCGAGCAGCUGCAGACCGGCGUGCGGUUCAUGUCGCCGGACGGCAAGCUUCUGCAGCUGAUGGAGCCGGGAAUGGAGUACCAGCCAGGCUUCUUGCUGCGAGGA